Parasteatoda tepidariorum (common house spider) is the source of this 911-nucleotide messenger RNA. The record is from RefSeq and is a predicted model, not a curated record. Lineage: Eukaryota; Metazoa; Arthropoda; Arachnida; Araneae; Theridiidae.
CUGUUUUUGGAAGAGUGUUAGACAAUGAUGGUUUAGGAGCCACGUUAAACAAAUUGAGUGAAAUGUUUAAUGGUGGUGCAGCAAAUGUGCUUCAGAACACUGGUUUAUCACAAAUGCUUGAAGACAAUGGUUUAGGAGAAGCUUUAAACAGAGUGAGUGAGAUGGUUAACAAUGAUGGUUUAGCACAAGCGCUUGAUAGCUUUGGUUUAGGAGGCGUGGCGACCAGUGGUCAAUUGGAUCAACUUAUAAGACCAGUAACAGAUGGUCUUGAUCUUGGAAACAUUUUAGCCCCACAGGGCAUCCAAGACCUGUUACAAAAAACUGAUUUAGGUACAAUUUUAGGCCCAGAAAGCCAAUUAGAAGGCGGUGAGUUUGCUGAUAUUUUAACAUCAGAUGGUUUGAAAGCUCUGCUAGGAAACGUACAGGAAAAUUUCGGUGGUGGUGCUGAUUUAGCUGACAUUUUAACCUCAGUUAAUGGAAUGGCAGGAAAAUUUGGAUCGGACAGUUUAGGUUCGUUAAGAGGUGGAGGUGAAUUUCGAAAGAGACUUUCAAGAAUAGGGAAAGAAAAUGGAGGAGCAGGAGGAGAAAGUGGAGGAGAAGAUGGAGGGGCAGGAAAGGAAGAUGGAGAAGCAGGAGGAGGAAAUGGAGGAGAGGAAAGAAGUUAUGGAGGAUCGGCAGGUGGAAAUGGAGGUGAAUUCCAACAUGGAAAUUUCGGGGGGUCUGCGUUAGGAGAAUCAGGAAAUUUAAACAUCGGUUUUCCUCGGAGGGAAAGAAGAAUUUGGACACAUAAAACUCUUUAGCUAGGUUAACCUGCUUUAAUGCCUGGUAUGAUGUAUAUAUAUUGUCCGAAGAGGUUGUAUUUCUAAAUUAUUUGAAAUUUAUAUAUGAUCAAUAAAUGUUUUUUAGAUGCA